UGAGCAGCACCAUGGCGGUUGGCAAGAACAAGCGCCUUACGAAAGGUGGCAAAAAAGGAGCCAAGAAGAAAGUGGUUGAUCCAUUUUCUAAGAAAGAUUGGUAUGAUGUGAAAGCACCAGCAAUGUUUAAUAUAAGAAAUAUUGGGAAAACACUAGUUACAAGGACUCAAGGAACCAAAAUUGCAUCUGAUGGCCUUAAGGGUCGUGUUUUUGAAGUGAGCCUUGCUGAUCUGCAGAAUGAUGAAGUUGCAUUUAGAAAAUUCAAGCUAAUUACUGAGGAUGUGCAGGGCAAAAACUGCCUAACCAACUUCCAUGGCAUGGAUCUUACCCGUGACAAAAUGUGUUCCAUGAUUAAAAAAUGGCAGACCAUGAUUGAAGCUCAUGUCGAUGUCAAAACUACCGAUGGUUAUUUGCUUCGUCUUUUCUGUGUUGGUUUUACCAAAAAACGCAACAAUCAGAUUCGGAAGACCUCUUACACUCAGCACCAACAGGUCCACCAAAUCCGGAAAAAGAUGAUGGAAAUCAUGACCCGAGAGGUGCAGACAAAUGACUUGAAAGAAGUGGUCAAUAAAUUGAUUCCAGACAGCAUUGGUAAAGACAUAGAAAAGGCUUGCCAAUCUAUCUAUCCUCUCCAUGAUGUGUUUGUUAGAAAAGUAAAAAUGCUGAAGAAGCCCAAGUUUGAAUUGGGAAAACUCACGGAGCUUCACGGUGAAGGUAGUAGUUCUGGAAAAGCAACUGGAGAUGAGACAGGUGCUAAAGUGGAACGAGCUGAUGGUUAUGAGCCACCAGUCCAAGAAUCUGUUUAAAAUUCAGACAGAAUAAAGCCUUAUUUGUGAUGGGUUGUUUCC
Molecule: messenger RNA, 848 nt
Organism: Choloepus didactylus (southern two-toed sloth)
Lineage: Eukaryota; Metazoa; Chordata; Mammalia; Pilosa; Megalonychidae
Product: 40S ribosomal protein S3a-like
Exons: 3
Coding region: 12-806 (264 amino acids)
Biological process (GO): translation
Cellular component (GO): ribosome; cytosol
Molecular function (GO): structural constituent of ribosome
Source: RefSeq, a predicted model, not a curated record